Molecule: messenger RNA, 3090 nt
Organism: Solea solea (common sole)
Lineage: Eukaryota; Metazoa; Chordata; Actinopteri; Pleuronectiformes; Soleidae
Gene: dact2
Product: dishevelled-binding antagonist of beta-catenin 2
Exons: 4
Coding region: 135-2702 (855 amino acids)
Biological process (GO): negative regulation of nodal signaling pathway
Cellular component (GO): cytoplasm
Source: RefSeq, a predicted model, not a curated record
AGUUAAAGCACUAACCAGGUCAACGGCAGCAUCAGGACAGACACGGGGGCGAGCAUCAGAGACCAGCGUUCGAAUUGGGACUGUUUCUUCUGUAUUUUUUUGUUUUUUUUUUGGAUCAUGACCUUUUCUCCAGCAUGCUGAGCAGGAAAGGGUCUUGUGCAGGGAUGAUGAGCGCAGCUGCAGCCGGAGUGGACCGCAGCAGGGUCGGCGAGAGGCUGCAGGCUGCUCUGGCCGGGCUGCAGGAGCUGCAUCUGCUCAAGGACAGACAGAGCGACAUGGUGAGCUGGGCGCUCAGGAUGGACCGAGAGGAGCCGCUCGCUGCUGUCCACGCAGGAUCAGAGGCUGCCAGGACCGUGGGAGCCGAGGAGCAGCGCCUGGAGGCGACCCUAACUGCACUGAAGCAACAGCUGUCUCGCCUUCGAAAACAGGACGUUGGCCUGAAGUCUCACUUGCAACAGCUGGAUCAGCAAAUCAGUGAGCUUAAGCUGGACGUGAGCAAGGCCUCCACAGAGCAGCUGGAGAGUGAUAGCAGGCCAAGCUCAGGUUUUUACGAGCUCAGUGAUGGUGGUUCCUGCUCCUUGUCAAAUUCCUGCACCUCUGUGUACAGCGAAUGUCUGUCAUCGUCCCAGACAAGCCUUCUCCUUCCCUUGAGCCCUCCCAACCCCUUUAUUAGCCCUCCGUCACAAGCUGAUGUCUGCCGCCGACGCUCUGCUGAUGAGAGCACGACCCAACCCAACCCGCCACGUGCCACAGGCCUCCAUCUUGGCAGCAGCAGAAUCCGAGCAAGCACUACAGGCACUGAACAGACACGACCAAGACCUGUGUCAACAGGUGAUCUUGACAGGAUGAUGGCUCAAGGGCCAAGCUACUUCAAAUCUGGGGAUGCAAAGAAACCCUCUAUCUGCCCAAAUCUGAAGACUUCCACAAUGGAUCCCAAGUUUCAGAGCAACCUGGUGUCCCGCAGUGGAACAGAAGUAUACCAUUACCCCAGCCCUCUGCAUGCUGUGGCUCUCCAGAGCCCAAUCUUUUCUGCUGGAGGCAACCCAGCCACACCUGGACUCAUAGAGGGUCAAGCAGCCUUAAUGAAUGGAUCUUACCAGAGGGCACAAACGGGCAAAGAGACCAAGACCCUUGGAUACAUUGACAAGCUCCUACAGCGCAGCUUAAGUAAAAUCCAGAGUGAAGCAGGCACAGAGACUCGGCAGACACACAGCGACUAUCCCAGGAAACCAACUGAAGUUAUAACAAUGUUUCAAGACGUGUCUCAGAAAGAGGUGUUUUUGCGGCAACCUCAUCCAGCUCUGACCACAAACAUCAUCCAACUGGAUAGAGACCAGAAGAGACACUGUAUGACAUUCUCCAGUCAAGAGCCCACUGAUAAUACAAACCACAAAGAGCCUGAGAGAACUCAAGAGGUUCCAUAUAGGUACUCUUUUCCUGUUGCAAUGUACAGCUCUGAUGAGAUCACCACUUCAACCCAAAGAAAGAAUGGAAAGCCCCAAGGAGAAUAUCACAGUGCAGCAAGAAGCCAUUCAGAAAAGAGAUGUGGGGAAAAUCCAGAGUCAAGACCACAAGAGAGGAAGGACCAUAGACAGAGACCGGCUCAUAGCUCCAGCACAGAGGAGAGUCAAUGCUUUGAAGUGCACGCUGGUCACACAGCUUCCACUGAGUUUGUUCAUGCCAAAUUUGUCCCUGCUGGAUCCCAGAGGGUCAAGGUGAGACAGGCAGACCGUAAAACCAAAGCUGUGAAACUGAGAAGAAAAGGUGCUGAUAAGUCUCGAUCUGUGAGGCAGCAAUACGGGUACUCGUCUGGCGAAAGGACCAGAGAGGCUGGUGGUGGCACUAAAGGAGAACAGAGGAGGUCGGUAAAGGGAAAAACCACCCAGAAAAUCAACUGUCACACAGAGGAGCGCAGACAGGGCUCAGGCUCAGACUCCAGCCACUGUAGCCCCGGAGUCAUGUACACCCACAAAGUCCAUCCUAAGCCACAUCCCGUCCCUGCUGUAACAAAGUCCAGUAAAAGCCGGAGACUUCCAUGCAUGGAGUCUGAACAGUCUGUAGUUCAGAGGAAGCGAAGGCAAGGAGCUCCCAAGUGGCCGUCAAAUGCAGAGAUGUUCCAGGUGGCAUGUGCUCAGCGUCAGAGGUCAAAAGAUCCCCACUUUCAGGCACCAGGGAGCAUGCAGAUGGUCCGCAGUAUGAGUGCCAAGCCAGGCCAGUGGAGUGGACCACCUCGUCCCUUCCAGACCUCCAUGUCCACUAACUCUUUCUUCUUUCACAAUCUCAAUGCCAGAUACCCUCCAGCACCUUACCACAUGUCCAGCCUCUACCCACCCAGAUGUGAGUCUGAGUAUUCAGCUGAAUGUGCCUCCCUGUUUCACUCUACCAUUGCGGAAAGCAGUGAGGGGGAGAUGAGUGACAACACCACCAACCGCUUUGGAGACAGCGAGUCCAGCCAGAGCUUCCAGUCUCUCUCAGACUCUGACAGCAGUCUGUCUCUAGACGAGGAGGACCAGGUGGACAGUCACGAGGAGGGAAAUCUGGUCUGGGCUGAGGUUGCUCUGGGGCCCACUGCUGCUGGAAGGCCCCUCCAGCAGCUCCCACCACCCGAGCCAUCAGCCUGCAGGAUUAAAGCUUCUCGAGCUCUGAAGAAAAAGAUUCGUAGGUUCCAGCCGGCCUCAAUGAAGGUCAUGACCCUGGUGUAGUGAUAUUCCCCCAGGCUGAAGGAAAAUUGCUCCAUCUCACCUGUUCUUUUAAGCAAAUCACUGAGAAGCAGUCACUGUGCAACUGUUUAACAAAAAAAUAUAUAGUUUAGCCUGCACAUGGUGUACUUAAUGAUGGAGUGUAUAAAAGCAUGUAUAACACAGUCACUCACACUUAAUUUGUAAAUAUAUAUGUUGUUGUAAUGGAAGCUUUUCGUGGUUUAUGUCUGCCUUUGACAGUUUCAUUGAUAUAUAAUACUGUCAUAUUUAUGUUUGCAUCUGAAAAUAUUGCAAAUAAUACUUAAUUUUCAGUUUGUUUGUUUUUAUUUUGCUCAUUGCAAAUAACUGCCCACAUGUAAUGCAUUACAAUAAACACGUAUUUAAUCCUGUA